GAGCUCAGCAGAGGAAAACAGGAGCCAAGCAGAGGAAAACAGCUCAGCAGAAGAAAACAAGAGCCAAGCAGAGGAAAACAAGAGCCAAGCAGAAGAGAACAGGAGCUCAGCAGAGGGUAACAGGAGCCCAGCAAAAGAAAGUGGGAACCCAGCAGAGGAGAGUGGGAACCUGAUGGAGGAGAGCAGUAGCCCAGUGGUCCCAGAGAAGUGCAGCACACCCCCUGUCCCUCUGGAAGGCACCGCUGACCCGGCGGAUCUCAGCCUGCCCACCCCGUCCCCUCCCUGCCCGCUCUCCGUGCACUGCCAGGACGCCGUGGGUCACAACAGUUCUGCCCCUGCAGCAGGAGAUGCUGAAGCGGGGAUCCCGAUGGAGGUGCCACAGGAGGAGGUUGCUGCAGAGAAUCUGUCAAUGCCCAAAACACCCUCUAAGGGUCUGGAAGAGGACAAGGUUCAGGAAGAGGAGGCUCUGAAGGAUUCAGGGAAUACUGGCCAAGAUCUGGUGGCUGACAUUCCUGAAGAACCAGGAAAGGAGGUGGCACCAGAUGUCCACAAGAUGACAGACCAGGCAGGUCCCAGCCCAGGGGAGCCGGAGAAGGACUCCUGCGUGGGCCGGCCCGUGCCCUGGCAGCGCAAUUCCGCCCGGGAAUUUUACUCCUGCCCCAUCUGCAGGAAAACCUUCCUGCUGAAGAUCAACCUCCUGAUCCACCAGCGUGGCCACACCAACUGGGUGCCCUAUGUCUGCGUCCACUGCGACCGCAAGUUCAUGUCCAAGAAGAAAAUCAGGCGGCACCUGCGCGCCUGGGCGGCCAACGGGACGUGCCAGCCCUCGGAGCUGGAGGUGUGUCCCAGCCAGGUGCCAUUCCCAGCGUCCCAUCCCCAAACCUGGCCAGCUAAUGGCAUGUACCAGGCCUCAAAGCCAGAGGAGUGUCCCGGUAGGACACCGUGCCCAACAUCCCAGCCCCAAGCCUGGGCACCCAAUGGCACCUGCCAGCCUUUGGAUGCAAAUGGAUGUCCCAGCCAAGGGAUGCCGUGCCAAACAUCCCAGCCUCAAACUUGGGCACCCAAUGGCACCUGCCAGCCUUUGGAUGCAAAGGCAUGUCCCAGCCAGGGGCCGUGCCCGUCAUCCCAGUGCCCAACAUCCCAGCCCCAAACCUGGGCAGCCAAUGGCACCUGCCAGGCCUCGAAGCCGGAGGAGUGUCCCAGCCAGAGCCUGUGCCCGUCCUCGCAGCCACCAGCCCCGAGCAGGGACUGUGGCACGGUGUGGCAGGAGCCCGGCCCCGCCAGGUGCUCGCUGCCACCUGGAAAAGUGAUGUACACGUGCACCGAGUGCCGGGAAAGCUUCUCCAACCAGGUGUUCCUGACGGUGCACCAGCGCCGGCACUCGGGCCACCACCUCAUCCUGUGUCCCUGCUGCAACCGCAGCUUCACCUGGGUCUCGGACUUUGUCCGGCAGCACUGGAUGCUCAUGGGCGUCCGGCCCCACCAGUGUGGCAUCUGCCAGAAGACCUUCAAGAGGUUCUCCCACCUCAAGGCGCACCAGAGGAUCCACAGGCGGCAGGAGAGGCCGUUCGCCUGCGCCAACCCGGGGCCCGUCGUGGCGGCUCCCGCGGCUGGGGACGGGGUGGGAAGCCAGGCUGUGACCCCCCAGGGAUGGGGCCCUGCUGUGGGACCUUGAGGUGAGCUCCCGGAAUGGGAGGCCGCUGUUGGAUCUCAGGGUGUACACACAGGGGUGGGAAGCUGCUGCUAAAAUUUGAGGUGACCUCCCAGAGAUGUGAGGUGAUCUCCCACGAUGCUGCUGAUGACUUUGAGGUGACGUCCCGGACACAGGGUGCUGCUGAUGGACUUUAAGUUGACCUCCCUAGGAUAGGAGGCUGCUGUGUGAUCUUGAGGUGAAGAAUGGGAUAAUGCUGCUGGUGGGCAUUAAGGUGUCCUCUCAGGAAUGCGGUAUGUGAUGAAUUUUGAGGUGAAGAAAUAAGAUGCUGCUGUUGAACCUUGAGGUGGCCUCCCAAGAAGAGGAUGGUGCUACUGGACUUUGAAAUGACUCCCAGGGAUGCAAUGCUGCUGCUGGAUUUUGAAGUGACCUCCUGGGGACCGGAGGCCACUGUCAGACCUUCUCCCCUCUAUCCCUCUCCAGAUGAAGGCUGGAAUAUGGACAACAUUUUCUGGCUCCCCUGCCCUGGUGUGGGGACAGGGGUCACCUGCCCAGCCCAUGUGAGGGGGCUCCUUGUUCCCAAGCCCUGGUGGGUGGGUGGGAUGCUGGGAAUGGGUCCCUUUCCUGGAGAGUGCCAAUAGAUGCUGUAGAAACCAG
Molecule: messenger RNA, 2308 nt
Organism: Zonotrichia leucophrys gambelii
Lineage: Eukaryota; Metazoa; Chordata; Aves; Passeriformes; Passerellidae
Product: zinc finger protein 628-like
Exons: 3
Coding region: 173-1675 (500 amino acids)
Source: RefSeq, a predicted model, not a curated record